This is a messenger RNA of Plasmodium relictum, 2469 nucleotides long. RefSeq names its product conserved Plasmodium protein, unknown function. The transcript has a single exon. The record is from RefSeq and is a predicted model, not a curated record. NCBI's taxonomy places the organism in Eukaryota, Apicomplexa, Aconoidasida, Haemosporida, Plasmodiidae. The coding region runs from base 1 to 2469 and encodes 822 amino acids.
AUGUUUGGAAAAUUUAUCUCCGAAACAUACAAUAAAGUAAAAAGUAAAGCUGAUGAGGUAAGGCUACAUGUUAGCGUUCAGGCAAUAAAAGCAAAAGAAGUUUUUGGUUUAAUAAAACCUACAACUACUGAAGAAUUAGAAGUGUUAUUAAAUUACGAGUUACAACAAAUUGAUACAGCAGAAGCAUUAAUAAGUACAUAUAAGAAAUGGAUAUAUAACAUAUGUCAAUCUGAAAAAAGUGAUUGUAUAAGAUAUUUUAAAUCUCAAAAUAAGAAUAAUGAAAAAGGAUUAUCAAUCGAUGUAAAAGAUACCUUUAUUAACAAUAUAAUGGAAUUGAAAAAUGAAAAUGAUGAAAAUAAUACAAUAAAAUUAAAAAAAGAGGCAAACACCAAUAUAAAUGAAAAUUCCACUAUAACACCCAUUUCUUCAAACGAUAAUAAUGAUAAUCUACAACUUCAAAAAAAAUCAAAUGAAAAUGAAGAUGAUUUUUCAAUGAUAGAUAAAAAAGAACAUUUGCUAAUCGAAAAAAAUCCUUUAGAAAAAAAAAAUAAUAAUUUUAAAAUUAAUAAUAAUUCACUACAUGAAAAAAAUAAAGAUAAUUUAAUGAAUAAUAUUUACGAUGAUCAUUAUGGAUAUAACUUCAAGGAAAUUUUUUUAAAAAGUAAUAUUUUAGAAAAAUCCAUUAGUUUAAUAUUGGAAAAAAGAAAUAUUAGAUUAUCUUUAGUAGGCCCAAUAGAAAAAGAAGAUUUAGAAAAUCCUAGAACUACUAUUUUGACAAUGUUUAAGCAUUGCUUAAUUGGAAACGAAAAAUUGCAUAAAGACAUUUUAUUUGUUAUAUUAACUACUGAUAAAUUAUUCGAUAAUCAUAAAGAAUUAUUUUUAGAAUUAUUAAGUAUUAUUAAAUACGAUUACUUAGACAUUUAUUUAACCAACUUAAGAAAAAUAAUUUCAUCUGAAGUCGUUUGCUUAAAAAGUAGAAUACAAGCAUAUAAUUCUCAAAAUAUUAAUUUGAAUAAAUUAAUUUUUUUUAAUAACUAUACUCCUAACACUAGUGGUUCUUUUAUAGAUUUAGAAAAUGAUUUAAAUGAUUUAAAUUCUUUUCAUCUUGAAAAAGUGGAUGAAGAAGAAAAAAGGCAAAAUGAUGAAAGAAAUAUAUUUAAUCAGGAGAAAGAAUAUGAAAUGAAUAGAGAAAAAGAAUUUAUAUUAAGUAAAGGAAAUCAAUUUGAAAUGAAUGAAGAAAAAUCAAUUAAAAUGAAUGAAGAAAAAAUAUAUGAAGUUUUUGAUGCAGAUGCGAAUAACAAAGAUUAUGUUGAAAAUUCAAAAAAAGAGAAUAAGUUAGAAUCUUUAUCAAAUGAAAAAGAAAUUAUAGAGAGUAAUAAAAUGCAACAAAUAAAAAUCUUAGCUUCAUUAAAAUUAAUAGAGUUACAUAAAACAGUACAAAAGAUCUUAUUAUUAGCAACCAGAAAUAGAGAAGAAAGAAAAGUUGAAAUUAAAGUUAAAUUGGAAGAAUUAAAAAAAAUAAUGGAUGUUUGUAAAAAAGAUUGUGAAAUAACCCUUAAUGAUGCUGAAGGAUCAAAAUCGCAUUUAGAAAAUGUUUACGUUAAAGAAUUAAAUUUACUAACAAAUAACAUAAAUAAAAAACAAGAAGAGAUAAAUCAAAUGAAAUCCUCUAUUGAUAAAUUAAUAAAAAGAAAAAAUGAAUUGUACAAUGAAUAUGAAUUAAUAUGCAAAGAAAUAAAUAUAAAAAAUAAAGAAUUAUCAAAAGUAAUAUCAACAUUAUCAUCAUAUAAAAAAGAUUUAAAUGAAACAGAAGAUAAUUAUUUAAAUAAAUUAUCAAAUACAAGUAAAGCAAAACAUAUGCACCAGGAAAGGAAAUUAUAUAUUUCAAACUUACAUAAUAUAUCUGAUGAAAUUUUAAGAGUAUAUGAAAAAAGCGAUUAUAUAAAUACAGAAGAAUUAAUUAUAAAGUGUAAUAAAAUUAAAAAACCUUUAAAGCAAGUGAUUAUUCAACACUCAAAUUAUUUAAAAGACAAACUAUUUUUAUUAAACUCUUUAUUAAAAUUUUACAUAGAGAAAAUUAAUUUACUUUUAGAAAAAAAGAGCUUGGUUAAUAAUCUAUCAAAAAUAGAUACAAAUAUAGAAGAAAAAGAAAUAAUAAAUGAUGAUAAUAUUAAGAAUAGUGAUUUAAAUAAUCUUAAUGACGAAAAAUUAUCUAAUGAUAUAUAUGAUAAUCAAAAAAAAUUAAAUUUUUUGAAAUAUAAAAAACGUUAUUUAAAGGUUAUUGAGCAAAUAAGCAAAGUAUGGAUAAUUAUACAAGAAUUCUAUAAUCAAAAUAAAGAACAAAUAGAAGAAGAUGCUGAUGAUAUAAAAUGUUGUGGAAAGUAUAUAUAUAAUGAAAUUAAUGAAAUCUAUAAUUCUAGUAAAAAAUUUAUAAUGGAAAAUAGUCACAUUACUUCAUCUGUUUCUUGA